Messenger RNA from Oryzias melastigma (Indian medaka), 5775 nucleotides. It is a transcript of the gene irs2b, whose product is annotated as insulin receptor substrate 2b. Gene Ontology annotation, cellular component: plasma membrane; cytosol. Gene Ontology annotation, molecular function: insulin receptor binding; phosphatidylinositol 3-kinase binding. Gene Ontology annotation, biological process: insulin receptor signaling pathway. Lineage: Eukaryota; Metazoa; Chordata; Actinopteri; Beloniformes; Adrianichthyidae. The record is from RefSeq and is a predicted model, not a curated record. The transcript is spliced from 2 exons. Bases 458 to 3688 code for a protein of 1076 amino acids.
UAUUUGGGUUUCAAAUAAUAUUGGCCCUAACAUAGCUCCAUACAGUCCUGACUGACUGACUACGCUUAAAUGAGUCGGAAGAGGGCAGAGCAGUAGUGGGAGGGCCUUUCUCCCCCCUCCCUCUCCUAUGAACGGGGCCGUCUCACUCCAGCAUUCAUCCCGAUUCCACCAAUAAGCCCAAUGAGUCUAAUGCGCACCGCCCACAGUCGGCGUGCGUAUUUUUUUCUUCUCCUUUCCGUUCCUCUUUUUUUUUUCAACCAGAGCAGAAUGUGUAGAUCGACACGAGUUGUUUCUCUCCCUCUUCAGUCGGGACACCAGCAGACAUGUGUUAUUUAUUGCUGAGCUGAGGGAGAAGACGAGCAGCUCGAAAACACGCGCGGAUUAAAGGAAAGGAAAGCGCAGCAACUACUCCAGGAAAGGAAAGGACGCGUCUGGAUUUGGAAAACAAGACAGGAGAAUGGCGAGUCCGCCUCACGCAGGCGAUCAGUCGAUAUUGAUCAGUAACACGAGCAGCGGCGUCAAGAAAUGCGGAUACCUGAAGAAGCAGAAACACGGACACAAGCGCUUUUUCGUGCUACGGGAGCCGAGCGAGGGCUUCCCCGCGCGCCUGGAGUACUACGAGAGCGAGAAGAAAUGGAGAAACAAAUCGGCGGCGAAGAGAGUCAUCGCUCUGGACUGCUGCCUCAACAUCAGCAAGAGAGCGGACGCCAAAAACAAGCACCUGGUCGCGCUCUACACCAAGGACGAGUACUUCGCGGUGGCGGCGGAGAGCGAGCCGGAGCAGGAGAGCUGGUACCGCGCGCUCGCGGACCUGAUGGCGGAGGGGAAGGCGUGCGACGGCCCCGCGUCUAGCUCCACCUCCUCGCUGGUUGGCUUUGACGAGGCGAGCUACGGGCUGAUCACGCCGGUGGCCGCCGCCUACAAGGAGGUCUGGCAGGUCAACCUGAAGUCCAGAGGCCUGGGGCAGAGCCGGAACCUGACCGGCGUCUACAGGCUCUGCCUCUCCAGCCGGACUAUCAGCUUCGUCAAGCUCAACUCGGAUGUAGCUUCAGUCAAUUUGCAGCUGAUGAACAUCCGGAGGUGCGGCCACUCCGACAGCUUCUUCUUCAUUGAAGUUGGCCGGUCCGCCUCCACCGGGCCGGGGGAGCUGUGGAUGCAGGCGGAUGACUCCGUGGUGGCGCAGAGCAUCCACGAAACCAUCCUGGAAGCCAUGAAAGCCAUGAAGGAGCUGUCGGAGUUCCGCCCUCGCAGCAAGAGCCAAUCAUCCGGGACCAAUCCCAUUUCUGUCCCCACGCGGCGGCACCUCAACAACCUCCCCCCGAGCCAAACCGGGCUUCCCCGCCGGUCGCGCACCGACAGCAUGGCCGCCACCUCUCCGGUCAGCAAGUGCUCCUCCUGUCGGAUACGCACGGCCAGCGAGGGCGAUGGCACCAUGACGCGCCCAGUGUCAGCCACCGGGAGCCCCCUGAGCCCCGGGGUUCACAGGAGCCUCCUAUGCAGAUCCCACACCAUCACUGCCCGGCCCUCUCUGUCCAACCACACCUCCUCCCUGCAGCACAGUAAGUCCAUAUCCAUGCCCCUGUCUCCUUCUCCCCCCGUGGCCACCAAUUGUUCAGGAAACCUCUGUUCAGACAGCAUGGCCCCCCGCCCCUCCAGCUGCAGUGCAUCCUUCUCAGGCUCCCCCAGCGAUGCAGGGUUCAUAUCAUGUGAGGAGUAUGGUUCAAGCCCUGCAGACGCACGAGACCUCAGGUUACCCCUCACCCUCCGCAGCAACACCCCAGAGUCUCUCAAAGCAGACACCCCUCCCUCCAGAGAUGGCAGCGAGCUGGACGGCUACAUGGUGAUGGAGCGACAGAGUCACAGUAACUGCCGGAGGCUAUCGGAGCUGGACAAGGCAUACCGAAAGCGCACAUACUCUCUUACAACUCCCCGUCAGCCGAGGCGGCCCCCACAAGUGUCAUCAGCCUCCCUGGACGAGUACACGCUCAUGAGGGCCACCUACACCAGUGGAAGCCAGUCCUCCCUGAGAUGCCACACGGCCUCUCCUAAGGGAAGCAGACUGGAGGAUUACAGAGACGUUCACAUCAGCUCCAACGGCCUCCACGUUGACAACGGCUACAUGCCCAUGAUGCCAGGCGUCGCCCCUCAAACGCCUGGUUCCCGGGAUGAGCCGUACAUGCCCAUGAGCUCCAUGUGCGUCUCUGCUCCCAAGCAGAUCAUCAACCCUCGCUGCCACUCCUCCACUACAGGGCUGGCCCCACGCACAGACUCUCCCGGGAGCGUUUCUCUGGAGGACAGUGGCUACAUGCCGAUGUGGUGUGGAAACAAAAUGUCACUAGAAAGCAGUGAUGGAAAGCCUAAUCACGGAGAGUACCUGUACAUGUCUCCUGUGGACACGCUGGUGUCUCUGACGCCUCCGGACUACAUUCUCAGUCCCUCAGGAGACCCCAACUUGCAGCACAGACAUCCACUUUCAUACAGCUCUCUACCCAGAACACUGAAAAGCAUGAUGCAGCACAACGGAACCACCGACUCGGACCAGUACGUGCUGAUGAGUUUACAGAGAAAGCGGACUGAAGAGGAGCCCAACUACUGUCCCAUCUCUCCAGGUGAAUGUGUUGCCAGUAGCAUAUCAAGCACCUCAUCCAGUGUUCCAUCUCCUCUCAGACUGGCCCGAACAGAUGGGGGUCUGGUACACCGCGGCAGGGUGUGCCGGCCCACCCGCCUGGCACUGGAGUCCCUCAGAACUUUACCAUGUAUGAGCGAGCACCCCCUUCCCUCAGAGCCACGCAGCCCCGGAGAGUACAUCAACAUAGAUUUUGGUAGCGCUACUCGUAUGUCAAAUGCACACUCAGCAUCCGAGUGUGCUGAAGAGGAUGCUACCCCACUUUCAGACUAUGCCAACGUUGAUGUCAGCUCCCCGGGUCAUCUGACGGCCAUGUCGGAGGCUGCACCUGAUGCUUUGACGUGCUCCAGGCAGGUGAGCAUCCAGGAGGACCCACAAGGAGCGAAAGAGGAGGUGGAAAAGGUAUCGGAAAAAAAUGAGAAAGAAGUGGAGAGUCUCCCUGCUCCUGUCAAAGACGACUAUGCUGAGAUGACCUUUGGUUCUUCUGCCCCUUUACCUGAUGCUGCACCCCUCCCCACAAGCCCCACUGCUUGCGUCAAAAGACUCAGCCUUGAGAGCAGCAUCGUAGACGUGGGACCCUCUGUAACGGUGGACUCUUUUCUCCUUGGGGGUCUUUCGUUAGCCGUCACAAUUGUGGAUCCGGACAAGGGAGCAAAAGUGAUCCGGGCCGACCCGCAGGGGCGUCGGCGCCACAGCUCAGAGACUUUCUCCUCCACCACCACUGUGACGCCCGUGUGUCCUUCAUUCGCCCACGACGCCAAACGGCACAGCUCUGCCUCUGUGGAAAACGUGUCCCGCACGGUUCGCAGUUCUGACGAGCCUGGAGAGGAAAGCGCAAGCCCGAUGUGCAGGGAAACGUCGGCCGGCUAUCAAAACGGACUUAACUACAUUGCCUUAAACUUGAUGGAGGGGAAUAUUGGUGCGUGCAGGUUAGGAGACUGUGAUGAACUCCUAAGGUUCAAGACAUCCUGUUGCUGCAAAGGGAGCCUGAAUGGCUUCAACAGUAGCCCCUAUGCUAGCCUGGGAUUCAAGGAAACUACUGCUGCUGCUGUGAAAGAAUGAAGACUUGACGGGUCUUCCCGCCCCCUCGUCCUCCCCUCUUCGUCCCUCUUGUCCUGUGAAAGUAGGAUUUGGCUGCAGCCAGAUGACGGGGUCGACACGGCGACAGCUGGACUCUGCGUUGCAGUCGAUGUCCCUUGACCUCUCCGCUGCCUCCGGGGGUCAUGGGGACAGCGGUCACCAUGGAAACUCGGACACUUGACCCUUGCCCCAAAUCUUCUCUCCUCUUUCUUGGCACCCAAACACUCAGGUGCCAUUGCUGCUGUAGUACUAGAUUAUAAAGAAAAAAAAACCUUAAAUGGACAACCUUAACACUAAACGGUUGACUAGGUAUUUUGUAGGCCUUGGAAUACUUCUGCAGUAUAUUGUUACCAUUUCAACAGGUUUGUGGCUUCAGCCUGCAGAUGCCAGAUCUCCUCACCUGAAAAACCUGUGAACCAAACCUGGAGAGCAUGCGUGCACACUAAACCCUGUCGAGCAUACUAAUUACAUGUAUUUAUUUAUUUAUCAUGUAUGUAUGCUUUGAAUGAAACGCGUGAGAAUUUGUAUACAGGACUAAGAGUCAGCGUUUAUAAACAUAUUUAAAAUCAAAACUACCAAUUUUGUUUUUUUAAGAGCCCUACCUCAGCAACAAGUCACGCAAGAUAAAUAUAUACAAAUAUUUAUUUUCCAAGGUGAAUGUUUCUUCUUUUUUUUUUUCUUAGAAAAAAAACCAUCAAUCCAAAGCCUUACUCCAGCCGUCAGCCUCCAUCUGACGGACUCUUAGUUUGGACCUUUAAAACGCAGUAUCGAAGAUUUUACAGACUGAAUGUUCAUCACAGCAGACUGAGAGAUUAUGUUACCUUAGAUCCCACAAAUAUGACAAGGCUAUGUAUUUAAAGACCAGAGUAAUAUAUUUAUUGAUACACACUAAAAUAGUACUAACAGAAUCUCAGAUGUUGCAUUGCACCAAAAAGUAAUAAUAAAAGCUGUCACAAUUCAAACAUGGCAGCAGCGCCAUCUGUGGCCUGUAAGUCUCUCCCUCUGUUCAACCUGACAGGAACAUGAAUGUUUUAAAACUAUUUUUUCAGAGUAACUGGACGUCCCAGUAUGCAUUUUUUCCCCCUGCCUCUUACCUGACACUGCGGACUAUUCGACUCACGGCCUCUUCUGCAUGAUCUCGCAUUUACAAACUUUCCAGAUUGUAACACAAGACGCGUUGAAUGUAGUACACGCUGUGGAUCACGUGAUCUUAGACACACAAAGACUGUAUAAUGGAACAUCCGUAGGUACUGAACGAGAACUACAACACCGUUACAAGCCGAACAAACAAACGAGGGGAUGAAUUUCCUUAUUGAUCUGAACUUACAGGUACUUCGACAUUGCCUAUAUACUGUAAAUAAAGCGGUGUUACAGAAAAAAGCUUCUGAACACAAAGUUUUGAGAGGUGGUAAGUUAAAUAACUUAUGUUUGUAUUGUACAUACGUGUUUGAGUGACAUUUCUGAUACAACAAAAGCACUAAUUAAGUUAUAUGCUAACCAGAAAGGUUUGGCUUUUUCUUUUCUUUUUUAACCGUCAUGGGAUGGUUUAGCAAACUGAAUGCCACUAUGAGGACAUUUUUUAAUGCUGUAAUUCUAAAAAAAAUAAACAAAAAAAACAUUAGAAAAAAAAGCAUUAUACUUGAUACGAUGAUUUCUUGAUAUUAAGGUACAAACACAAGGCAUAUAUGCAAUAUUUACACCUCUAAAAAUUAGUUUACAAAGAUGUACCAAAUGUAGAAAAACUGUUGAUAAUGUUUGUUAAACCUGAAAUCCAAUUUUUCCUUUUUGUACAUUUAUUUCUCCAAUUUUGAGACCUUUUUCUGCUUGUUUUUUGCUAACGGAGCCUCUCUGUGUUUUGAGCAGUGUUUUUUGCAUUUGGAUAAAGUUUUUAUUUGGAUUCUAAAGGUUAUCUGCUAUGGCUUAUCUUGCUGUGUCUUUUUUCUUUCUCAUUGUAAAUAUUUCAUAUGCACAUUGUGACGCUAACUGAGAAAUGAUAAUUUAAAAUUAGCUCAUUGCUUUAGACUGUGUUGAUUCUUUAUAGACACAUGCAAUAAAUGAUAUUUAAGGAA